AUGAGGGAGAAGAUGGAGAAAGCUGCACUGUUGCGAAGCCAUGAAAAUGGUUUGUCGCAUGUUCUGUCUCUGGUCCUGCAUGAGCUGAGUCUGUUCUAUAAGAGAGAUGUCAAUGGGGUUGGUGUCUUGUAUGACCUGCUGAGAUCUCCGUGGCUGCAGGCUCUCUUGAAGGUUUAUGAAUGUCUUCAUCUGUAUAUCAAAAGAAGACCAGUUCCACUCACACCACAGGCACGACCGCUGACCCACGAGGUGGUGGAACUGUUGCGUGGAGUCCAACAGUCUCCGGAGGUUAAAGAGCUACGGCGACUUCUCCGAGGACCACACUUCAAGGCCUUACUAUCUGCUCAUGAUACGGUGGCGCAGAAGGACUAUGAACCAAUCCUCCCACCUCUGCCAGAUAACAUCCCUGAAAACGAGGAGGCAAUGAGAAUAGUCUGCCUGGUGAAAAACAAGCAGCCCCUUGGUGCCACUAUUAAACGCCAUGAGCUAACAGGAGAUAUUACUGUAGCGAGAGUAAUCCAUGGUGGAUUGGCAGAUAGAAGUGGGCUGUUAUAUGCUGGAGACAAACUGGUCGAGGUGAACGGAGUUCCAGUGGAGGGCUUGGAGCCAGAGCAAGUAAUUCACAUUCUGGCACUGUCACAGGGAACUAUUAUGUUCAAGCUGAUUCCAGUUUCUGAUCGGCCAGUCAGCAAUCAAACGACGCUCUAUGUGCGAGCGAUGGCAGAUUACUGGCCCCUUCAGGACCCCGCCAUUCCGUGUGCUGACGCAGGACUGCCGUUUAAAAAGGGAGACAUUCUUCAGAUAGUGGACCAGAACGAUGCCCUGUGGUGGCAGGCGAGGAAAGUCUCCGACCUCAGUGCCUGUGCUGGACUCAUCCCCUCGAACCACCUUCUGAAGAGGAAGCAGCGAGAGUUCUGGUGGUCUCAACCCUUGACACCCCACACCUGCCUCAAAUCAACCAUACUAAGUACUGUGGAAGAAGAAGAAGACAUGCAGAUUGAUGAGAAGUGUGUAGAAACAGAGGAGCUUAAAGAAGAAGAGGAAGAAUUCAGUGGAUCUGGCAAGCGGGUCUUCAUUAGCGGUUUCCGGAGAAGUAUGCGUCUGUGCCGCAGGAAAUGUCGUAACAGCCACCUGCCAUGCUACACCCGGUGCCCCAGCGGCUGCUACAGUGCUGCAGCAGCACCUUAUGAAGAGGUGGUGAGGUACCAGAGGCACCCUAGCGACCGAAACAGAUUAAUUGUGCUAGUAGGUCCUUCCGGUGUUGGGGUGAAUGAGCUACGGCGACGGCUUAUCGGUAUAAACCCUCAUCACUUUCAAAGUGCCGUGCCACACACAACCCGUGCUCAAAAGAGCUAUGAAGAGAAUGGCCGAGAGUACCACUAUGUGUUGAAGGAAACCUUUGAAAAUAUGGUAUACGGUCACAGAAUGAUGGAGUAUGGAGAGUACAAGGGGAAUCUCUAUGGCACGAGCAUUGAUGCUGUGCGCGCAGUGCUUGAUGAAGGGAAGAUCUGUAUAGUGGACUUAGAGCCUCAGAAUAUUCACCUGGCUCGUACUCAUGAACUGAAGCCCUACAUUAUAUUUAUUAAGCCAUCAAGCUUGAGCUGUAUGAAGCAGUCCCGGAAAAAUGCUCGGAUGAUCACAGACUACUAUGUGAAUAUGAAAUUUAAGGAAGAAGAUCUGCAGGAGAUGGAAGAGUCAGCUAAGAAAAUGGAAGCUCAGUUUGGUCAGUUCUUCGAUCACGUGAUUGUGAACGACAACUUACAGGAGGCUUGCAUGCAGCUACUGUCUGCUGUGCGCCGAGCACAAGAUGAACCGCAGUGGGUCCCGGCAACGUGGAUAUGCUCAGAAAAUCAGCCAUAAUGAUCAGAGCUAGACAGUUCCACAAAAAUGAUAGUUCAUGUCUCACAGCAUUAAUAACCGUAAUGCUGGGAUUGCCAGAGAGAAUAUCUCAUUCUUCGCAGGGAAUUUUUGGAGAGGAUUAGGCAAAAAGCUAUUGCAAGAUAAAAUUCAUGUUUGGUGUGGCGUUCUUAAGCAUUGUAUGUUCAGUAACAUUAAUUUUCUACCCAAAAAAAAUUAUACUGCUUCGUUGUAGUGUAAGAAUAUAA
Messenger RNA from Lacerta agilis (Sand lizard), 2105 nucleotides. It is a transcript of the gene MPP4, whose product is annotated as membrane palmitoylated protein 4. Gene Ontology annotation, cellular component: plasma membrane; adherens junction. The coding region runs from base 1 to 1860 and encodes 619 amino acids. Lineage: Eukaryota; Metazoa; Chordata; Lepidosauria; Squamata; Lacertidae. The transcript is spliced from 20 exons. The record is from RefSeq and is a predicted model, not a curated record. Gene Ontology annotation, molecular function: protein binding.